Dermatophagoides pteronyssinus (European house dust mite) is the source of this 703-nucleotide messenger RNA. RefSeq lists its product as uncharacterized. NCBI's taxonomy places the organism in Eukaryota, Metazoa, Arthropoda, Arachnida, Sarcoptiformes, Pyroglyphidae. The record is from RefSeq and is a predicted model, not a curated record.
UGUACAUCAUCAAAUUUUUAAUCAAUGAUUUAUUUUUUUCAAACAAAAAAUGUUUAUAAUAUAAUCACUUUGUUUGUGUACGGCUCUUGAUGUGGGCCAAAGAUUCGAAUGUUUUUAAGAUUCGAAUAAAUUCUGUUUUAGUUAAUUGUGAAUCAUUUAAUUAUUUAAAUAUGAAUUGGACCGGUGGUCAUUUGAAUAAAUUUCGACGACGAAAAAUGACCCGUAAAGAUUUUGAAAAAUUAAAAAUUGAAGAAAAUAUUAAACGUCGACAACAGGAAAAAUGUUUGAAAGCAAAAGAUAAACAAUCAAACUAUUCGAAACCAGUAAUUUUGAAAGGAAUUUUUAAUCAAACAAUUAUCCGUUCAAAGUAUUUUGAAUUACAUGACAAUCUCCUAUCAAAACCUGUCGAAUUGAUCGAAAAUAAUAAUAAUGAUUGUCAAGAUGAAAAUGAACAUCCCAAUAAAGGAAACGAUGAACAGAUUGUCAUACCAUUCAAAGAAUUUGCUGAAAUUUAUCCCGAAGAUGAAAUCAAUCCAGAUGAAAAUCGUAUUGUUUUUGAACCAAAUGAUUCGGAAAAUGAUGAUAAUAUAUGAGGUUGAUUCUAUUUGUCAUUUAAACCGGAUUCAAAAAAAAACACAGUCCAUGACAAUGUCCAAAAUCCAUUAUCACUAAAGUACCUCAUUAAUUUCAUUAAUCAUUAUUG